AUGGAUGCCAAUUUAGAUUUGAAAGAUUCUCGCGUGCCUACCUUCAUCCCUUUUAAGCAAGAAAAGGCAGACAAGCCAGUGACAAAACCCGCCACCAAAAGAAAGAGAACUGCAAAGAAUGACACUGCCGCCAAACCUCAAAAGAAAAAGGCACUCAAGUCAGUUAAAAAAGCAAAGCAGGUUUUCAAAGAAGAGUCUGUUCAAGAGGAAAAUAUCAAGCCAAAGGAACCUGAGGCUCGCCAUGUGUGGAUUGGUGCAGUAACAAACGAAGAGAAGGGUGCGUUUUCCAUCUACCACGGCGAAAACGAUAAGCGCAAUUACACUGAGGUUUAUGAAAAGAAGGACCAACUGGAAGAUUUAGAAUAUGCCUACGUUUUGGGUGCUCUCAAGGCUGUGAAAUCAGCAAAAUCCGAUAGCACACCUCUGAUUGUCAACACUACUUGCAGAGAUUUACCAAGAGCUAUUGAUGGCAAGGCAAAGGCCUUCCAUUACGAAUGCAUGGCCAAUGAAAUCCGUGAUCUGAUCACUGAUAGAGAGGAACCUUUAUCUGUGCGUCAUAUUUCAGGAAGACAUGCCGCAGAUGAACAAAAAGCAGCUUUGGCACUGGCAUUGGAAGCUUUGAAGGCUAGUGAAGCAGAGAAACAAGUCAUUGAAAACUUGACAGUGGGGGAAUUGACUCAUGUCGUUGUUGAAGAGGUGUCUGGGGAAUCAGAGCAAGUCGUCAAGGAGAAGGAAGACGAAGCUGUUGUGUCCUCAACAUCCAACGACGAGCAACUAAAUCGCAUUGUAGAAGAUGCCAUUGACGCUGCUGCCCAAGUCAAUGCUGAGACAAUUCAAGAAGCUGUAGAAUCCGCAAUUGCUCCCUCCACACCAGCAGCCAACAAAGAUGUCAUUGUGGAAACACAAGUAGAGACCACCGUUGAAACGACAGUUGAGGUAAACGUCAUUGAGACUCAAGUGGAACUAUCAACCGCUGAGCCCAUGGAGCUGGUAGAAGAGGAAGAGCAAGAGCAAGCUCCAGAAGCACCAAAGUCAUCCUGGGUUACUGUGUUGGGUCUUCAAAGCAUCAUCAACGUUUUGAGUUCACCUUUCAAAGCUCGUAGAAACUAA
This is a messenger RNA of Mucor velutinosus, 1110 nucleotides long. Its product is annotated as oxidation resistance protein 1. Lineage: Eukaryota; Fungi; Mucoromycota; Mucoromycetes; Mucorales; Mucoraceae. The transcript has 6 exons. The record is from RefSeq and is a predicted model, not a curated record. Bases 1 to 1110 code for a protein of 369 amino acids.